AUGGAAAACGUUAAAGCAAUCAUCUUGAACAUGUUUGCUGCAGGAACAGAUUCAACAUUUAUUACAUUGGAUUGGGCAAUGACGGAGCUGCUGAUGAAUCCAAAAGCAAUGGAAAGUGCACAAGCAGAGGUGAGAAGUGUUGUGGGAAAAAGAAGCUUCGUAUCAGAAAUCGAUCUGCCUCAGUUGAAUUACAUCAAAGCUAUCAUAAAAGAAGUCUUUCGGUUGCAUCCUCCUGAUCCAUUAUUAAUUCCAAGAGAGUCCACUGAAGAAAUCACCAUAGAGGGGUAUAUUAUGCCUCCCAAGACAAGAUUUUUCAUCAACGCAUGGGCGAUAGAGAAGGAUCCAGAUACUUGGGAAAAUCCUGAUGUAUUUGGACCAUAG
Messenger RNA from Nicotiana tabacum (common tobacco), 381 nucleotides. NCBI's taxonomy places the organism in Eukaryota, Viridiplantae, Streptophyta, Magnoliopsida, Solanales, Solanaceae. The record is from RefSeq and is a predicted model, not a curated record.